Molecule: messenger RNA, 2933 nt
Organism: Porites lobata
Lineage: Eukaryota; Metazoa; Cnidaria; Anthozoa; Scleractinia; Poritidae
Source: the annotation of a GenBank genome assembly
AUGGGAAAUGGUUACUUAGCUCAAAGAGGACAGCGGAUUCUGACAAAAACAAAUCUUCGUAACGUACUGCUCAUUGGAGUUUUAUCGAGCGUGCUGCUUGUUACAUAUUAUCUACUUCAGAGCUCUCGACGACAUCACAAGAAUGAUAUAAGCUGGAAAAUAAAUCCAUAUUUCACCAAACAAGAACCUUAUCGUCGACGUUUCUCAUGUUUGCUCUCUCGCAAACGUUGCGACCAAAACGCAUUCCUAUUCAUCUUGGUGCUUUCUGCCCCUGCUAACUCGGACAGGAGAACAGUCAUUCGGAGGACAUGGGGGAAUGAUCGAUCACUCCAAAUGAGAUGGAAGACCGUAUUUCUCGUUAGUCAAGCUUUAGACAACAACAAUCAGAGUGAAAAUAUGGCCGCCGAGGGUACGACAUACGGAGAUAUCAUACGAGGAAGUCACAUUGACCAUUAUUACAAUUUAACUCUGAAGACGCAAAUGGGUCUCGAGUGGGCGGCAGGAUAUUGCGAUUUCAGUUAUCUCCUCAAAGUGGAUGAUGAUGUAUUUGUUAAUCCCUAUAACUUGUUGGACCACCUGGAAAAGCCUGACACCCAAGUAACUAACCUUUACAUGGGACGCUGUUUCCACAACGCGCCUGUUCUACGUGUUGGCAAGCACCGAAUGACCAGAGAAGAGUACAGUGAGUCUACUUUUCCAACUUACUGCAACGGGCCAGCGUAUUUGUUAUCGUCAGAUUUAGUCCACAAAUUAGUGGAAUUAUUUGACACUUAUACCCCUUUUAGACUCGAAGAUGUUUAUAUAGGCAUGUUAAUACGUAAAAUAGGUGGAGUUGAGGCUGUAGGUCACUCAGGCUUUCGCACUCAGGAAUUUGGUGAGCCGUGCAAACAUUUUCCAAAUAUGUUUGCUUAUCACGAAGCUUCCGUAAAGUGUUCGGCGGAAUUGUUUGAAGAAGGGAUCAAAGAGAGACUAGCUUCAGAAUUUAGCAAAUUGGGAAAUGCUACAGGCUAAACUGGUUUGAAAUAAGCAGAAAAUAACGAUUUAGCGGUGAUCUACUUAGAAGAUGACAAAGAAGAACAUUUAAACCAGGAUUUUGAUAGCAAAUUAAACCCAAUUAGGACAAGUUGUGAUAGAAGCAGUAGUAGAAGCAGCGUAAUAGUUAAUAACUUCCUAAAACAGAAUCAGUUAGAAUCGACAAAGAAUACUAUUCUAUUGGUCCAAUUGAAUUGGACCAAUCAGGGGUGCUUUUAGCUUGAAGAACGAUCUUGACACCGCGUAGAAAAAAACCUCUUACGAAGAAAUAUUAUUUCUGUUAAUAGCGUCAAUUGUAAUAAUAAUAAUAAUACUUAUACUAUUACUACUUCUAUCAAUAAUAAUAAUAAUGACGAUGAUGGUUUACUAACAGCAUUUUCAUUACAACAUAGCUCUACAUGUGUUAGGAAAUAUAAUGCCAUAGUUUAUGUAAAUGCAAAUAAGCAUUAUGUUAAAAAUAAUCAAUGAAUAAUUAAAUUCUCAAAUGCGGCUUCUGUGCUUAUGCCUAUGACUGAUUUCUUCAUGUGGGUUCAAAAAACAUAACUAACAAACAAACUACAUAAAUAAACAAAGACUUAGAAGUAACACGUCCCCUCAGUCCAGUUGUUGUUGUUGUUGUUUUCUUCUAUCUGCUUUCUGGUCGAAUUGGAACUUCGAGAUGUUAGUUUUUGAGAAAAGGGGAAAUAAUAAUAAUAAUAAUAAUAAUAAUAAUAAUAAUGGAAUUUAUAUAGCGCUUAUACAUCGCUGUUCUAAGCGCUUUACAAUGUAAAAAGGACAUAAGAAUAUCAUUAAGCACAAGCUUACAUAUAACCCUACUGUACAUAUUGGGAAAUUUAUAGCAUACACAUCUUAAAAAGGAAAGAAAACAAAAACAAAUAUGAUGAAACUAGAUGUCAUAUACCUUUUUAAAAAGAAACGUUUUCAACUUCGAUUUAAAAAGAUUAACAUCAGAACAACCUCGGAUUUCAAAGGGGAGCUUGUUCCAAAGAAAUCCGGAUUAUACAGAAAAAAAAGACACUCUCGAAGCAAAGGAGAGAACCAGCAACAAACGUAACCCACACAUGGCGUCGAUGCCUGCUUUUUGGGCGUAGGUCACAUAGGUCGGAGGUGAGCGCUCUCAUCACUGCGAAAUGGAGCAAGCUAGGGUGGCGUACAUUCGAUAUGAGCAAGAAAGAUUGAUAGAAGGAAAGCUAUAAAAUGUGCUCAUCGAACCUCAGACAGUACAAGCUGCUACUGUUCCUCACUUUUACAGGAAAGCGUCGUUACAACGAUUCGACGUUAAAGAAAAAAAGAAACAACAGGAAAUUAACAGUUGAAUUAUAUUAAGGUUCUGGAAGAGAAUUAUCGGACUCCGGGAUUUUACCGAAGUACAUACGUGAAAAACGCAACAUUUAUUGACUGGAUAGGGAGUUCCCAAUAGGGUUCUUCAAUCCCGUGAUCCCGACUCCACAUUUCGUGCAAUCACGUAAUCCCAAUGUUUCUUUUUUUUCGGCAUGCCACCUCCAGCGAUAGUUUCAAUCCCGAAUCUCGCCCGGAUUUUUCUUUAAAAUCCCGAAUCCCGAGAUUCAAACAAGAGAAUUCCCGGAUCCUGAAAGAUCUCUUAAACACUAUCUCGGUAGGGAUUUUGCCGGUCCGAAAACGGGACUCGGCAAAGUCUCGGCCAGGGAUGCGUUACGGAAAAGAAAAUGGUGUUUGCAAUAGAGAUGAUGAUUGUCGCAAAAAAAAAAGGAAUUUGGAAUGCGGGAUCAGAUGCCUCUUUCCAGAAGCUGUAACAACGAUGCUUUCCUUUCCGUCUUGAAAUUCGGAAUCCAUGGAAAUAAGUAGUUUUGGUUUUUGCUUCUGUUUUUCUUUUCACAGGAGAAGAAGCAGCCUUCUGUACAGUGUGCCGACAACAAAUGUGA